Solanum verrucosum is the source of this 1596-nucleotide messenger RNA. Its product is annotated as protein DETOXIFICATION 43-like. Gene Ontology annotation, molecular function: antiporter activity; citrate transmembrane transporter activity; xenobiotic transmembrane transporter activity. The transcript is spliced from 13 exons. Gene Ontology annotation, biological process: transmembrane transport. NCBI's taxonomy places the organism in Eukaryota, Viridiplantae, Streptophyta, Magnoliopsida, Solanales, Solanaceae. The record is from RefSeq and is a predicted model, not a curated record. Gene Ontology annotation, cellular component: membrane. The coding region runs from base 1 to 1596 and encodes 531 amino acids.
AUGGCUGAGGUUGGAAAUGUAGCUUGCACUAAAAGAAGAUGGAACAUACCAAUCUUUGUUUUCUUUGAAGACAUUAGGAAUGUCUUCAAAUUCGAUGAUCUUGGAAUGGAAAUCCUACGUAUCGCGUUCCCUGCAGCUCUUGCAUUAGCUGCUGAUCCUAUUGCUUCUCUCAUUGAUACAGCAUUCAUCGGUCAUUUAGGGGCAAAUGAAAUUGCAGCAGUAGGAGUUUCAAUUGCCAUAUUCAAUCAAGCCUCUAAAGUCACAAUUUUCCCUUUAGUAAACAUAACAACUUCAUUUGUUGCUGAAGAAGAGACUGUUAGAAGAAUUAGUGAAAAAGAAGCAAUAGCUGAUUUAGAGAAGGGUAAGGAGGAGAAGAAUGAUACAAAAGUACAGCUAGUACUAACUGAUGAUACUGACAAUGCCAAGAAGGAAACCAAAGAGAUCGCAUUAGCACCAGAAUCUAAAUGUGUGUCCUUAGAUAAUAAAAGUAAAGGAAAACUCAAACGUGUGAAGCGACAUAUUCCAUCAGCUUCAACUGCAAUUCUCAUGGGAUGCAUUCUUGGCAUUCUCCAGACGAUUUUCCUCAUAUUUCUCGCGAAACCAAUUUUAAGCUUAAUGGGUGUGAAAUCUGAUUCUCCUAUGCUUUCUCCAGCAAAGAAGUAUUUGACCUUGAGGGCAAUUGGUGCCCCUGCAGUCCUUCUUUCUUUGGCUAUGCAAGGCGUUUUUCGCGGUUUCAAGGAUACUAGAACUCCGUUAUUCGCAACUGUUGCUGGAGAUUUGACAAACAUAAUUUUGGACCCAAUAUUUAUUUUUGUUUUCCGUUGGGGUGUUAGUGGUGCUGCCAUUGCUCAUGUUCUUUCUCAGUACUUGAUAUCGAUUAUUCUCCUAUUUAAAUUGAUGACAGAAGUUGAUCUAUUACCUCCUAGCGCGAAAGAUCUGCAGUUCAGCAAAUUUCUCAAGAAUGGAUUUUGGUUACUAGCAAGGGUGAUAGCUGUUACAUUUUGUGUGACAUUGGCUGCAUCGUUGGCUGCACGAUUAGGCACAACGCAGAUGGCUGCAUUUCAAGUUUGCUUACAAAUCUGGCUAACAUCAUCUCUGCUUGCUGAUGGAUUAGCUGUAGCAGGACAGGCAAUACUUGCUACUUCAUUUGCUGAGAAUGACUUCCAAAAGGCAAAGGCUGCAGGAGUUCGAGUCCUACAGAUGGGAUUAGUGUUGGGAUUCGGACUAGCUAUGUUCGUUGCAAUUGGGUUAUAUUUCGGAUCAGGAGUCUUUUCAAAGGACAAGAAUGUUAUCCGUCUUAUAAUCAUUGCCAUCCCGUUUGUUGCUGGUACACAACCAAUCAAUUCAGUGGCAUUUGUGUUAGAUGGUGUCAACUUUGGAGCAAAUGAUUUUGCAUACUCUGCAUAUUCGAUGGUUUUAGUUGGUGCAUUAACCAUAACCUCUGAGUUUUUCCUUUACAAAUCCAAUGGUUACACUGGAAUAUGGAUUGCUUUAACCAUAUUCAUGGUCCUGCGUACAUUUGCCGGUUUAUGGAGGAUGGGGACAGGAACAGGACCAUGGCGUUUUCUGCGGGUUCCGGCAGAAGCCAAGUCAUAG